Nelumbo nucifera (sacred lotus) is the source of this 2005-nucleotide messenger RNA. RefSeq names its product ACT domain-containing protein ACR9-like. Lineage: Eukaryota; Viridiplantae; Streptophyta; Magnoliopsida; Proteales; Nelumbonaceae. The record is from RefSeq and is a predicted model, not a curated record.
CCCCACACUCGGCUAAAUCCAGAUGUUGCAGUAGAGAAGCUGCGACAUACCAACUAACUCUUCCCCUAAAUAAAGUCACCACCACUGUUCAGUUACUUCGAUGCUCAAGGCACUAAUCAAUUUUGAAUUUCCGGCGACUUGAGUCAGAAUUCUUGCCGUGUUUUCGUCGUUUUCCGGGAUGGGUGUACAUAGUGAUGACGUGGUAUUGAUUCAGAAGGGGAAGCAGCCUGGUGAACCAUGUGUGAUCACCGUGAAUUGUCCAGACAAGACCGGCCUCGGAUGCGAUCUUUGCAGAAUCAUCCUCGAAUUCGGGCUUUGCAUUACUAGAGGAGAUGUUUCAACUGAUGGGAGAUGGUGCUACGUAGUACUGUGGGUGGUGCCUCAUCCUGUAUCGCUUACUAUUAGUUGGGGAAAUUUAAAAAACCGUCUUCUAUCUGUAUGCCCAUCAUGUUCGGUUUCAUUUUACUUCAAUCAACAUUCCAGUCGUUCUACUCCUUCCCCAGUUUACCUGUUGAAAUUAUUUUGCCUCAACCGAAAAGGACUGCUACAUGAUGUCACUCAGGUCCUCUGCGAGCUUGAACUUACCAUUCAGAGGGUAAAAGUGAUGACAACGCCCGAUGGCAGAGUCAUGGACCUCUUCUUUAUUACAGAUGGAAUGGAGCUAUUGCACACAAAAAAACGACAGGAUGAGACAUGUGAGCAGCUGAAUUCUGUUCUAGGAGAGUCCUGUGUCAGUUGUGAGCUCCAGUUGGCUGGACCUGAAUAUGAAAUUCAACAGGAGUUCUCUUCUAUUUUGCCAGUGGCUGCUGAGGAACUGUUUGGUUGUGAACUAUUGGACAAGGAAACUCGUACACAAGCUCUUAGUGCAGAUUUGACAAAACUCAAGAAGGCCAGUGUUACAAUAGACAAUUCCUUGAGCCCAGCUCAUACCUUGUUUCAAAUGCAUUGUGUUGAUCAAAAGUGUCUUUUAUAUGACAUUAUGAGAACUCUGAAGGACUGCAAUAUUCAGAUAGCUUAUGGCCGAUAUUCAUCAAGUAUGAAUGAUUAUCGAGAUGUGGACCUGUUUCUCCAGCAAACUGAUGGGAAAAAGAUAGUAGAUCCUGAAAAGCAGAGCACAUUGUGUUCCCGUUUGAAGGUGGAGAUGCUUCACCCGUUGCGAGUGACCAUUGCCAACCGUGGGCCAGAUACUGAACUCUUGGUUGCUAAUCCAGUAGAAUUGUCUGGAAAAGGCAGGCCACGUGUUUUCUAUGAUGUUACUCUUGCUCUAAAAAUGCUAGGGAUCUGCAUUUUCUCGGCUGAAAUUGGAAGGUAUUCUGCCUCUGGUCGUCAAUGGGAAGUAUACAAGUUUCUUUUGGAAGAAAGCCAUGAGUUUCGUUUGUCAAAUAGUCAAGCCAGGACACAGGUUGUAGACAGGGAUUACUCUUCAUCAUUGUGCGAGAGGGUACUGGUGUUUUCGUCGUCAUUGCAGCAAGCUGCCGAUGAGGUGCUACCUUUCACAAUCCCAAACUUGAGAGAAUGGUGGAAGUGAUUCUGACACAAACUAACGACAAGGGAGGUUUUGUGGUGGGCACACUCUGUUCAUAUGCUGGGCAGUUCGGGGAUCCAACAUAUACAAAAAUCUUUGUUGGUGGGUUGGCCUGGGAAACUCCCUGAGAAAUGAUGAGAUGCUGUGUUGAGCAAUUUGGAGAGAUCCAAGAGUUCGGGGAUCCAAGAAUUCUCCUUUGGAGGAGAAAUCGAAUCCUGGGUACAACGUUUGCAACAUGAGGUGGCAAGUUUCGCUAAUUCGUGGUCAGUAGAGUUACAGUUUCUAGGAAUGAAAGACGCAAUACAAGAGAGGAACUGUUUCAUGAGAACUGUGAAGCCACCAGUACCAACUACAGUGUGGAGAGUGGGAUAUGUUGGUUUAUUACGCUCGAUGUUCGGAAAGAUUGUUCCAAUUAGUCCACACAAAUCCAUUAUUAUUUUAUAUUGAAACUUUCUAUAAAAUUUCUGGUUAUUGUUGAAA